Paramecium pentaurelia is the source of this 1019-nucleotide messenger RNA. Lineage: Eukaryota; Ciliophora; Oligohymenophorea; Peniculida; Parameciidae. The record is from the annotation of a GenBank genome assembly.
AAUGAGUGAAAGAAGAGAAGAAGAUACCACUCUUGUGUAAGCAGCAAUCCCUGCAGCUUUGGAAGGAGCCAAAAAAGCUGAGGAAAUGGAGAAAAAGAUAAAGGAGUAAUAAUGAUAAAAGAUAUAUUAUUUUAUAGAUAAGGUGGAUAAAAGCUUUAAGAUGCUGAGAGAUAAGCAGAUGAAUAGAUUGCUAAGGCUUAAGAGAUGAUAGGCUUAACUGGAAAUUUAGCUUAAAUAGCUUAACAAAAAUCUUUAGUUGUUGCUGCUUCAUAAUAUCUAGUAGGAAGUUUAUUAUCAAUGGUGAUACUUCAACUUGGUUUCUUUGGAUCUAUUCUAACAUUUAUUCCAUUUUUAGAAUAAUUGACAAUAAUUUUAUACAUAGUUUCUAUUUUAAUAGUAUAAUUCUGUCCAGGAUCUGUUGAUAAGGUAGAUAAUUAAUAUAUUUUUUUAGGUUCCUAAAAAUUAUGGAUUUUGUAUAGUUCAUUCUGUAAGUAAAAUUUUAUUAAUGGUUUACCUUACAAUUCAUUUUGAAUCAAUCAAAUUUGAAUUAAUAUAAUUAGUAUUUGGAAUUGUCAUUCUAUUUUUAUUAUUUUUAAUUAAAAAGGGAAUAAGUAUAAAAAUGAAUAUAUUUUAUAGCUGAAAAUUAAGAUAUUGCUUUAGUAGUAAAGAAAUAAUUCUUUACAGUUUUGAUAGUAUCAGCAGUUAUUUCAGGAUUUUUGGGAUUAUUAACAAGAUCAAAUUUAUUUAUUACUCUUCUAUUAAUAAUUGUAGGAGCUGGAUAUACUUAUUAUUUAUAAUUGGCUUUGUAAAGAUUUUGUGAUCACAAAUACUUAUUAAUUAAUAAAAAUGAUUAAUAUAUGGGAGCUGCUUAAUUAGAUGCAGAUUUAUUCUUAUGGUGCAAAUUGGUUGGAUUCCAUUGCAUGAAAAAGAAUGAAGGAGGAGCAUAUGUUCCAAAUUUAGAAUUUGAUGAAGAAAAUAAAUAAUAAGAACCAGAAACUUAAGAAUAAAAUAAAAUCUGA